Apis mellifera (honey bee) is the source of this 2265-nucleotide messenger RNA. It is a transcript of the gene Trxr1, whose product is annotated as thioredoxin reductase 1. Gene Ontology annotation, molecular function: flavin adenine dinucleotide binding; glutathione-disulfide reductase (NADPH) activity; thioredoxin-disulfide reductase (NADPH) activity. Gene Ontology annotation, cellular component: mitochondrion; cytosol. Gene Ontology annotation, biological process: cellular response to oxidative stress; cell redox homeostasis; glutathione metabolic process. The record is from RefSeq and is marked validated. Lineage: Eukaryota; Metazoa; Arthropoda; Insecta; Hymenoptera; Apidae.
GGUCAAUAGAUUUAUAUUUUUGAUAAAGCAAUUGCGAACAGUAUAUUUGCUAUUUUUCGUGUUCAAUUUUCAAAAUAAUCUUGAAAUAAAAAUUGAUUUUGGUAUUUGAAUUGGUAUUUGAUGCAAAAUUGUUUAAUCUCGACGAUUUAUAUUUAGUUUCAUUAUAAUUAAAUAAAUGUAACAGACAAAUGUAAUAAAUAUUGUUUAUUGCCUCUUCGAUCAUCAAUCUGAAUUUCUUCUAUUUUUGUACAUUUCAAUAUGAAAUCUAAGAAAAAGAUAUCGUUGUGUCUUAAUUGUCGGAAAAAAUCGCAAACCAUGGAUUCAGAUUUAAGUGAUCAAGAAACAGAAGAUUAUGCGAAAUCUUUGAAUAAUCUUACGGAAGAACAAAAUAAUUUAACAGCUGAUCAAAAAUUCAUGUAUGAUCUGAUUGUUAUUGGGGGUGGAUCAGGUGGUUUAGCAGCAGCUAAAGAAGCAGUGAAUUUUGGUGCAAAAGUUGCAGUUUUAGAUUUUGUCACACCCUCUCCACGAGGUAGCACUUGGGGUCUAGGUGGUACAUGUGUAAAUGUUGGUUGUAUACCAAAAAAAUUAAUGCAUCAAGCAGCUUUGUUAGGAGAAUCAAUUCAUGACUCAGUAUCUUAUGGUUGGCAGUUACCAGAUCCAAAAACUAUUAAAAAUGAUUGGGAAGCAUUAAGAACAGCAGUACAAAAUCAUGUAAAAUCUGUAAAUUGGGUUACACGAGUAGAGCUCAGAACAAAAAAAAUCGAAUAUUUUAAUGCACUUGGUUAUUUUAAAGAUCAGCAUACAAUAUUAGGAAAACUGAAAAAUGGAGAAGAAAAAGAGUUUACAGCUCAAAAUAUUCUGAUUGCUGUAGGUGGUAGACCUAGGUAUCCUGAUAUUCCUGGUGCUUUAGAAUAUGGUAUUACCAGUGAUGAUAUCUUUAGUUUAGAAAAAGCUCCGGGAAAAACACUUAUUGUUGGUGCUGGAUAUAUUGGUUUAGAAUGUGCUGGAUUUUUAAAUGGUUUAGGUUAUGAUGCAACUGUAAUGGUACGUUCAAUUGUAUUACGAGGAUUUGAUCAACAAAUGGCAAGUACUGUUGCCCAGGAAAUGGAAAGACGUGGUGUACACUUUAUUUAUGAAGCUAAACCAUCAAAAAUUGAAAAGCAAGCUGAUGGCCGACUUCUUGUACAUUGGGUGGAUAAAGAUAGACAAACACAUCAGGAUACUUUCGAUACUGUUCUUUUUGCUAUUGGUCGCAAACCGCUCACAGAAGAAUUAAAACCUGAAAAUAUUGGUCUUAAACUUGUUCCUGAAACUGCAAAAAUAGAUGCAAUAGAUGAGCAAACAAAUGUUCCAAAUGUAUAUGCUGUUGGUGAUGUACUUCAUAAAAAACCAGAGUUAACUCCUGUUGCUAUACAUGCGGGUCGAUUAUUAGCAAGAAGAUUAUUUGGAAAUUCGACGGAACAAAUGGAUUAUGUGAAUGUAGCAACAACAGUAUUUAGUCCUUUAGAAUAUGGUUGUGUUGGCCUUAGCGAAGAAGCAGCAAUUGCUAUUCAUGGAAACGAUAAAAUAGAAAUUUAUCAUGCAUAUUAUAAACCAACGGAAUUUUUUAUACCACAAAAAGAUGUUUCUAAUUGCUAUUUAAAAGUUAUUGCUUUUAGAAAUGGUGAUCAGAGAGUACUUGGCAUGCAUUUUAUUGGUCCUAAUGCUGGUGAAGUGAUUCAAGGUUUUGCUGCUGCUAUUAAGUGUAAUUUAACAUUCCCAAAACUAAAAGAUACAGUAGGAAUUCAUCCAACAGUAGCAGAAGAGUUUACACGUAUAUCUGUAACUAAACGUUCUGGGCUUGAUCCUAAGCCACAAAGUUGUUGCAGUUAAAAUAUACAUAAUAUUAGAUUUGUUGCAUUGCUAAUAUUUGUGAAUAUUUUUGAAUAUGAUGGAUAACGAAUGUGCUUAUUGCAUUGAUCGUUCGCUCUAGAAGUAAUUUUCUAAUCGAAGAUUCUUUUAACUGAAGAUACUUUUUAUUAAAUGCAAGUUGGAGAGAAUUCUUCGAAUAUUACAAUAUUUUCAAUAUGAAAUUAGAAAGCAAUGUAGAACACAUUGCGCUGUAUGAAAAAUUUGCUUCCUUUGGAGCACAAAUAAUUAAUAAGAAUAUAAUCUACAUUGUUUUACAAUACUUACAAUAAUUUUUAUAAACAUAAUUUUUUUCAAAUACAUCAAUAUAUUCUCAUAUGUAUAUUCAAAAGAAAAUAAAUAAAAAUAAAAAUAUUU